CUGAUUGGUGUGAGAGAAACAGAAGAAGUGCCUCCUCAAAACCCUAACUCGUCAAACCUUCUUCCUCUUGCCGCUGCCACUACUACUACUUGGACCUUCAAGCGUUUCCAAAUCUUCUCGAGAGACCAAAUCUCCACCGCAACUAUGGCCACUUCCGCCGCUGCGCCGCGCCAGCUCUCUCAGAAGGAGCAAGACAUCCAGAUGAUGCUUGCGGCUGAGGUGCAUUUGGGAACCAAAAACUGCGACUUCCAGAUGGAACGCUAUGUCUUCAAACGCCGCAAUGAUGGUAUUUACAUAAUUAACCUUGGCAAGACAUGGGAGAAGCUCCAACUUGCUGCUAGGAUUAUUGUCGCCAUCGAGAAUCCGCAGGACAUCAUUGUUCAGUCUGCUAGGCCAUAUGGUCAGAGGGCAGUCUUGAAAUUUGCCCAAUACACCGGUGCAAAUGCAAUUGCUGGAAGGCACACUCCUGGAACAUUCACUAAUCAGAUGCAGACAUCCUAUAACGAGCCUCGCCUUCUUAUUCUGACUGAUCCAAGGACUGAUCAUCAGCCCAUUAAGGAAGGUGCUCUUGGAAAUAUUCCAACAAUUGCCUUUUGCGAUACUGAUUCUCCAAUGCGGUAUGUUGAUGUUGGCAUUCCUUAUUAGAUAAUUAUGUCAACUUUUCAUGUGUAGGUGGAUCUAUUCUUCUAUAGAGAACCUGAAGAGGCCAAGCAACAAGAGGAGGAGGAAGCACCAGCUGCCCCAGAAUAUGCCAUUCAAGACUUCGGUGCUGCUGGCAUUGCCGGUUUCCCCACAGCUGAUGGUGAAUGGACGGCUGUCACAGAACAACCCUGGCCCGAGGCAGUUCCACAACAACCUAUUGCAGCUGCGCCUGCUGAUUGGGCCCCAGAUACUUCUGCAGCUGCAGGUGAUUGGGAACCGGUUCCAGCUCCUCAGCCUUCCGUUCCGGCACCCGGAGCUGUUGCUCCCACUGGUUGGGAAUAGGAUGAGUAUGGGAUUUUCUUUUGUUUAGGAUAGAUGCAUCAUUACCUGUAGGUUUGAUAUUUGAAGUUGUAAAAUUUUGAUUUAGCAUACUGAUACUUGGUUUGUUUCAACAAUUUAAUUGUUCCGUUGCGACCGCUAAUGGUACUGAAGUUUGCUGAGACAAAAGAAUAUGUCGGGAUAACCUUACAAGAUCACAUUUUGCAUAUUGACCUAUUAUCUCAA
Molecule: messenger RNA, 1206 nt
Organism: Arachis duranensis
Lineage: Eukaryota; Viridiplantae; Streptophyta; Magnoliopsida; Fabales; Fabaceae
Product: 40S ribosomal protein SA
Biological process (GO): ribosomal small subunit assembly; cytoplasmic translation
Cellular component (GO): 90S preribosome; ribosome; cytosolic small ribosomal subunit
Molecular function (GO): structural constituent of ribosome
Source: RefSeq, a predicted model, not a curated record